This is a messenger RNA of Misgurnus anguillicaudatus (oriental weatherfish), 2973 nucleotides long. NCBI's taxonomy places the organism in Eukaryota, Metazoa, Chordata, Actinopteri, Cypriniformes, Cobitidae. The record is from RefSeq and is a predicted model, not a curated record.
UUAUUUUACAUGAAGAGAUGGAGUGAAAGGCCAACAUGUUCAUAAAUAAAUAAAAAUAUUUUAAAAAUGAAAAGAGAAUAAAUAAAUAAAAAUCUGGAAUCAUAAAUUAAAUGAACUUAAAUAGUAAGAAAAAUAUUAUAAAAUAAUAAAGUGCAAUAUCACAAUAAAUCAUAUAAUAUCAAAAGAUUUUAAGCAGCUUCUUAACAUUCCAACCUCUCAUUUUAGCAAGAGCUUUGGAAAAACACUCAUCACUCAAAACAAAGUCAUUUUAAUAUAAUAAGUAGUGGCAGGGAUUGAAAGAAUCUACAUAAAAAUAAAUAAAUCAAUAAAACACACACACACACACACACACACACACACACACACACACACACACACACACACACACACACACACACACACACACACACACACACACACACACACACACACACACACACACACACACACACACACACACACACACAAACACACACACAUAGAACGCGUCAUUUUCAUAGAACGCGUCGUUGCCAUGGAAGCAUUAUGACAUCACAAUCGGAAUCGGUGCCUAUAAAAAGGCUCAACCAGCUGAGACCGGUAUCAUUUGACUAAUCUGAACGCUUGCCUUUGGUUGACUCCGAACGCUACUGUACAGAUUAACAAGUGAAUUUUGCAGACUUUCCAAAAGUUCGCAACUUUAAGCUGAUUGACGCACUGUGUACGGACAGACAGUUUACUUAGAUUUCAACCCUCUGUAAACCGAAUCUAAGCACAGUUAAGUCUUUCAGUUCUUAGACAUCAUGUUUCGUCCUUCAACAUCGUCCGUCAAGGACAAAAGACGAGCAGAUGUCAAAAACACGGAUUUUUGCCUUCCGAAUGCUGUGCCGAUUUUCGACUAUGUCCCUGACAAAGGACUUUCGUCGAAUAUCAGGCGCGCUGCCGGUGGCUUAAAUCCGUGUGGAGGAAGUGAGGAGAAGGAGGAGAAGGAGUUGGAUGUUUCGCUUGCAUGUGCUAAGGCGAAAUGCAAAGCAGGAGGAGAGGAGGAGUUGGUCAUCACUGAGUUCAGUGAUGAUGACUAUGAUGAUGAUGGAUUUGGUGGAAAAGACGAACCCAAAGAAUCCAAAUUCCUCAAUUUUUUGAAGAAGACGUUUGGCACUGCAAAGUGCCCGUUCCUUCAAAAUAAUAAAGUGGAAACAUUGAUUCCUUCAAAGGUCAAUGCCAAAUCGGCUAAUCCUAACCUAAAGGAUGAUGCUGGUCUGGCCAGGCCGGAAUCAAUCAUACCGGACAAACGAAAAGGGAUCUUUGACUAUUUCCGGAAGGGCAAAGUGGAAGCGAUGCCGAACCCACAGCUUAAAGCGGAUCCAACUAUCCCUUAUGCUAGGGAAGUUGUUGAUCUUGCAGCUCAGUCAAAGACGAACGUUGGUCCGAAGAAAAACAAGCAGAAGGCUUUUAACAGCCGCUUUUUGGAAAACUUCCGGAAAAAAACUUUGAAGCCUGUUGAUGGAAUGCAACAGCUCAACGCCGAUCUAGCUAAUCCUGUUGCCAUGGACCAAGCGGAUCCGGCCAUUCGUGAGUUUAUAACUCACAGCCGCACGGUUGCAGCCAGUGCCGAGCUGCAAACAAGUGCUAUUCCAGCCCACUUCUGGGCAAGGAAUCAAGAUCCCAGAACUUUCAGAGAAAAAAAUGCCGAAAAGCCCAGGCUGAAAGAUUCUGGAGAACCCGGGCCGAAAGAAGCCGGAAAACCCGGGCCGAAAGAUGUCGGAAAACCCGGUCCGAAAGAUACCAGAAAACCCGGGCAGAAAGAUGACAAAAAGCCAAGACAGAAAGAUGGCAAACCUGGGCUAAAGGUUGAUGUUAGUCCGGCUUCUUUUGAUGAUACUCCAGCCGAUGCCGAGCCGGAGUCUGGCCCAAAGAUUACUUCUGUUAGAGAAUCUUUGGCCUCCAAAUACGAUUUUUCACUGAGUGACGUGCUUGGCGAGGGCAGCUUUGGCAGGGUGUACAAAGGGACGCGUAGGUCUGAUGGCAAAGAGGUUGCCAUCAAACUUAUGGAACGAAAUAAAGACGACGAAUAUCUUGUUAUCCCUGGAUACACCGAGCCGCUCCCUACAGAAGUGGGGCUGACGCUUAAAAUGCGUGAAUGUCACAGCCCCUUUGUCAUCGAGAUGUAUGACUGGUACGAGGAUCCCAACAUGAUCGCACUCGUGUUGGAGUAUCCUCAACCCAGUCAGACACUCUGGGAGUUUUUGACCUCGCGCCAUACACCACUCAGUGAAUCAACAGCACGACCACUAAUGUACCAGGCUGUACAAGCGGUGCAACACUGUCUGGAUCAUGGCGUUUUUCAUUCUGACGUCCAUCUUGGAAACUUCUUGUUGGACCAAGUCAAUAUGAAGCUGACUUUAAUUGACUUUGGACUUGGAAGUUUACUUACGGACGACGGCUUUGAUUCGAAAGGGUUUAAAGGAGCUCUGCAAUGCACCCCACCCGAGGCCGACGGCAAGUCAAAGUAUUACGCCAUGCAAACCAACGUCUGGGCAUUAGGAGUGUUGCUGUACUGCAUGGUACAUAAACGUUACCCUUAUCUGAGGAAAGCGACAAAAAAAUCUCACAAGCUUCGGCUUAAUAAGAAACAUUUUUCAAAGGAACUCUGUGAUCUGAUUAAACAGUGCUUAGACAUGAAUCCAGAUAAACGGCCGUCGAUCCAGGAGAUCUUAGAUCAUGACUGGUUUAAGAUGGACUAGAAAGAAAGGCAGUGAAAUGGAUUCAGUCCAUCAGAUACACAGUGUGAGAUUUUGUCAAGAAUCAUCCAGACUGCUAGAAAAACAUACUGAGCACUUUGGAUGAUAGUUUCUGCCAAAUGUAUAAAUGUAACAUACAGUGGCUAAUUUUUUUAUUUUAUUUAUUAUUUUAUUUAUUAUUUCAUUAUUUUUGUAUUCCUAUUAAUGUUUGUAUUGUCUAUCAAAUGUGUGUCAAAAUAAAAGCAUUUAUUUA